UCUCAAGCCCACAAUCAGCCCACUGUCAGCAUCACCACCGACCACCCUUUUCCUCACUCGGCCACUCCACUCCAUUCCCAACUGCCACUCCCGUCUCUCGAUUCCAACCGCGUCCCCGGAGGCCGGAGCCAUGAAGGCCGGCGUCGACCACCACCACCACGGCCUCCACUCCCCCACCCCGGCGGCGGCGACCAAGAUCUCGAUCCCCAUCUCGUCCGGCGAGGCGGCCCUGUUCGGGAAGGGCAGGUACAAGGCGUGGGCCCUCGCGGCCAUCGCGCUCCUCGCGCUCUGGUCCAUGUUCGCCGCUUCCGUCACCCUCCGCUGGUCCUCCGGGGAGCUCGCUACGUUCGGGAACGCAAGCGACCCGCUCAUCGACGAAUUUGAUCCCCUUGAGAUGGAGGAAAGGGAAAAGCUAGCGCGCCGGAUGUGGGACGUCUACACACGCACGGGCGAUCAUGUACGGCUUCCACGGUUCUGGCAGGAAGCAUUUGAGGCUGCAUAUGAGGAGCUUGCUGGUGAUGACACACAGGCUAGUGAUGCGGCUAUAUCUGAGAUUGCUCGCAUGUCAGUCCAUAGGCCUGAGGUUGAGCAGUCGUGGAAUAAGAAUUAGGAGUGGAACAGGAUGAACAUUCGGAAGAGUUGGAACUGGUAGGCUGAAGCAGAACGGGAUGGGCAGUUGGAAGAGCUGAACUGGUAGGCUGAAGGUGAAGAUCGUUUUGUCCCUGUAAAUGAUGCCAUCCCGUCUGAAGAUCACUCGCAAAGUCUGGUGUCCGCAGCAGUUCGAGUUUUUAAGCUGCGCUGUAUAGUUGUUGACUUGCUUGCCAGUGCAAAGGAUGCAUUUGCCUGUAGCUACCUCUGCCUUCUCCAUUGUUCUUGUAUUAUUCACGCAACUGAAAACCACUCUAGUUCUGUACUCUGAGUCUCUGGGCAUAUUGACAACGUAAGAACUUUGGGCAUC
This is a messenger RNA of Setaria italica (foxtail millet), 958 nucleotides long. RefSeq lists its product as uncharacterized. The record is from RefSeq and is a predicted model, not a curated record. Lineage: Eukaryota; Viridiplantae; Streptophyta; Magnoliopsida; Poales; Poaceae. The transcript has 3 exons. The coding region runs from base 131 to 610 and encodes 159 amino acids.